AUGAAAGCGGUACAUGGGAGACAGACCAAAAAAAUGAGCCUAAUGGAUAUCACUAAAAUGUUCUCCAUGCUCCAGCCCAGAGAAGAUGAAGAAGACAACGGAGAAAGCGAGGAGCUGAACCGAGCGGUAUCCGAGGACAACUACCAAACCCUAGAUAACCUCUUGUCCCAAGACAGGUACAAGAGGUUCAUCAACCGCAGGAGCGGCUGGGGGGUACCCAGCACCCCGCUGCGCCUGGCCGCCACGUGGGGCCGUGUCAGGAGCAUGAAGGUCCUCUUGGCCCACGGGGCGGAGGUGGACAGCCUGGACGUGAAGGCUCAAACCCCGCUCUUCAUGGCAGUCAGCAACGGCCACCGGGAAUGCGUGAAGGUCCUCCUGGACGCGGGGGCCUGCCCCGUCGGCAGCAUCUACAACAACUGCUCGCCGCUGCUCAUCGCCGCGAGGGAUGGGAACGUGGACAUCCUGCAGCAGCUCCUGGACCACGGCGCGGAAACCAACGUUCAAGCGAGGCUGCCCGAGUGGGCUGCCAACUCGGUGGCUUGUUCCGGUCCCCUCUACCUCGCCGCCGUGUACGGGCAUCUGGAGUGCUUUAAGAUGCUGUUGCUUUACGGCGCCGAUCCCGACUAUAACUGCACCGAGGAGAGGGUGAUUGCCCAGAUCAAGGAGCCCAAGACUCUGCUGGAAACCUGCCUGAGGCACGGCUGCAGGAGCGAGUUCAUCAAGCUGCUCAUUGACUUUGGAGCCAACGUGUACUUGCCCAACGUCACGGUACAGGAGACGGCACCCCGCAGCAAAGGCCUGGAGCUGCUGCUGCAGGCGAGAGCUCAUCCCAAAUCCUUGAUGUCUCAGUCCAGGCUGGCGGUGAGACGCCUCCUGAAGCAGACUGGCCGCCCGCACGCCCUCGGCAAGCUGGAGAUCCCGACGGUCCUGGCGAACUACCUCCGACACCAGCCGUGA
This is a messenger RNA of Gymnogyps californianus (California condor), 957 nucleotides long. RefSeq names its product ankyrin repeat and SOCS box containing 12 (gene ASB12). Gene Ontology annotation, biological process: positive regulation of transcription by RNA polymerase II. Gene Ontology annotation, molecular function: protein binding; transcription cis-regulatory region binding. Gene Ontology annotation, cellular component: nucleus. The record is from RefSeq and is a predicted model, not a curated record. NCBI's taxonomy places the organism in Eukaryota, Metazoa, Chordata, Aves, Accipitriformes, Cathartidae.